CUUUCAAAAAUUUACACACACACACGCACAACACUGGCACAACAAAACCAAAACUCGUAGAUCCAAACCAACCGUUUAAACUUCCUUCUUAAGCCCUCACUUUUCACUGAUACUUUUUCAUUCUUCGAUUCUUCUAGAGCACAAACUCAGAGAGAGAGAGAGAGAGAGAUGGAGUCGGAUCUCUCGCUCUUGGAGAUCUCCGGCGAAGACGAUUCUCUACUGCUAGAGUUACCAAACGACGACGCUUCGAAGCUUAACAGCAACAACUAUUUCUUAUGCUCGCCUCUCCAAAUCCAUGGAUCUAAGCCUCCUCGUCCUCUUCGCUCCGCAAUUGCAAAGGGUAAAGUAGGCAAUGUAGAUACCGAAAAACCAAGCCCUUCAUUGCAAACAGAUGGUAUUAGCAAAGAGAACAUUAACGCGAACAAAGUAGAAAUGCCGAAACUCAAUAUGGAGCCACAGCAAAUGAAGAGGAAGAAAAAGGGUGGAGGAUACAAUUUGCGGAAAAGUUUAGCAUGGGAUCGGGCCUUUUUUACUGAAGAAGGUGUUUUGAAUCCGUCAGAGCUAUCUAUGAUUUGUGGAAGUUUUAGUAAGGUUGAUGGGGGGAUGUUGCCAAUUAUCCCCGAAGAAGGGAGAGAAUCGUUGUCUGGUGCAUCGGAUGGCACCCAUAAUGCAGCAGAUUUGCAAUCACUGGAAGUAGAUUUAUUCAAGGAAUUGCCAACUUCUGUGAAGAAAGAUGGAAAGAGUGGUUCUCGCUUGUUGCCGAAGCAUGGUUCACCAGCUAGAGAUAAUGUGGCCCCAGCUUCUGCGGCCAAGAGAAAGGUUCUUGCAACCAGCGAUGUAAAUAGAAGUGGGUCUAAACGCGGUGGAUGCCCACGACCAGUGGCUGCAUCUUCAUAUCCUUGCUAAUAGAAGAUUUGAUGG
Quercus robur (English oak) is the source of this 921-nucleotide messenger RNA. RefSeq lists its product as uncharacterized. The transcript has 4 exons. Gene Ontology annotation, molecular function: microtubule binding. The record is from RefSeq and is a predicted model, not a curated record. Lineage: Eukaryota; Viridiplantae; Streptophyta; Magnoliopsida; Fagales; Fagaceae. The coding region runs from base 169 to 906 and encodes 245 amino acids.